Bursaphelenchus okinawaensis is the source of this 4577-nucleotide messenger RNA. Lineage: Eukaryota; Metazoa; Nematoda; Chromadorea; Rhabditida; Aphelenchoididae. The record is from the annotation of a GenBank genome assembly.
AUGGCCGCCACCCCUUUAUUGACACCAAAGCCAGAGAUAGAUUCUCCAGAGUCCAGUAAAGCAAAGCUCAAGGAAAUUCGAGUAUCAUCUAAUAUACUACGAGCUCUCCGUGCACAUCAAAUAGUUUCUCGAGCAUUAGAAUCAUUUCUUCGUGUCGUCCCAGUUAAAGCUGAUGUCCCAGAAGCCAAAGCUGAUGUUGAUGGUAACAAUAAUCGACCGAAUGAGGUUACAUGUGUACCAGCAGUCUACUACGAACAUUUUGUUUGCAUUUUGAUUAAAUUGGCAACAACUUUAAGUAGAGACGUGAGUUGAUUCGAUUUUUGGGGAAAGGUCAUGGAUAAUAUGGUGUUUAGGCUAAAUUGAAGUGGUUUUAAAUUCUUGUUAAAAUUUGUUAAUUUGAAUAUGUAAAGGAUGGAUUUGUUAAUCUUUUUGUCAAUUUUCAAUAAGCUGGGUUUUUUUUGAGAAAGAUAUGGCUUUUUGUUGGCACUGACUUCAGUUGGUCAUGGAUAAUAUUACGUUUUUGAUUAAAUAUGAACUGAAUUUGAUAUUAAGUUGAAGGUUUUAGGUUUGUGUACAUAGAGAAUCUAAUACUGAACAUUUUUUAGUUAAUUAAUUUAUUUUUAGGUCAUUUUUACCUAUAGUAAUAUCAAUUUUACUGUGAGGUACAGCAAACUUUUUGAAAUAAAUCCUUUUUUAUCCAUUUUUGGGUAAUAAUUGUUGUUUUUGAUAUUAAAAUGAUGUCUAAAAUUAAAAUACAAGUAUUUCAAGUUAAUUUAUAGGUAAUAACCUCAAUUUUUUCAGCAAGUCCAGCUAAAAACCGAGAUAUUCGACCUAGUCAAGACCAUCUUAACUGAAGGAUUUCAUCGAGAUUCGAUCAAAAUCAAGUCAGAAUGGUUCGAACAUCUGAUCGACCAGUCGAAAAGUUUGCCGGAAACGGACGAAAAGGCUCAAAUCAUGUCGGAAUUGUACUAUACCUUGUACUUCUUCGUGGAAUUGUUUGACAAAACAGAUGACAGUCACAUUAUUCGAGUCUUGAUCAGAGCUAUGGAGCCGAUCUUGACGAAUAUAUUUGAGCACAAAAUUGUGGCUGUAAGUUUAAUUGGGGCGUCUUUUUGAAGUUUUUAUUUGGUUUUUGGGUUUGUUGAGAUAUUUGUUACCUAAAAGUUAAAAUUUUGGGUGUGGAAAGAAAGUUUUUGCUAUUUUAUGUUUUGUAAAGAAAGUUCUUGCCAUUUUAUACUUUGUAAAUAAAGUUCAUGCCAUUUUAGGUUUUGUAAAAAAAAGUUCUUGUCAUUUUAUACUUUGUAAAGAAAGUUCUUGCCAUAUUAUGCUUUGUAAAGAAAGUUAUUGCCAUUUUACGAUAAAAAGUCAAAGGUUAGUCUUUCGCAGUCUGCGGUUGCCAAGUUAUACGAUACAUAGCACUUUUAUGUUUUGUAAACAAAGUUAUUGCCAUUUUAAUCUAAAACAUUCAUUUUCAGGUAUACCCAACAGCAUUCCUCCUCACAGCCAAGAUAUUCGAAUUCGACAACAACAAGAACGGCCUAACCGUCGCUCCCCACCUAUAUCAACAUGUAAUGGGCUUCUUUCGUCUAUUCUUCAACAAAUUAAGCGAUGGAUGCAUGACAAUCGACUCCAAGUUCCUGGUCCAAGUCCGCAUCGUGACCAACUUCCUGGCCACCAUCUCCAAGUAUCAACCAGAAUUCAUCAGAGGCGUCUCAAUGAACUUCUUCCUAAAGGCUGGAAACAAAGUUGCUGCGCUUUUUCAAAAACACAUUGAGAAUAAUGCGAACGAUGAGAAGAUCUUCGAAAACUCGGAUUAUCAAAAUUUGUUGAGGAGUGUAACAUCAAUUGUCAGGGUGAUCACACCUUGUCUACAUAAUGCUACACAGGUGGGUAUUUUUUAAAUUUUUGAAAUGUGAUGAAGAUUUUUGAAAGAUUAUGGUAGAAAGCACUAUAAUGCCAAGAACUUUCUUUACAAAACACAAAAUGGCAAGAACUUUCUUUACAAAACGGGAAAUGGCAUUCAUCGUAUAAGUUGUCACACGCAGACUGCGAAAUGUGAAAACUUUCUUUACAAAUCAUAAAAUGGCAAAAACGUUCUUUACAAAACAUAAAAUGGCAAGAACUUUCUUUACAAAACAUAAAAAGGCAAGAACUUUCUUUACAAAACAUAAAUUAUCAAACAUCGUAUAACUUGUCACCCGCAGGCUGCAACUAAACCAGAAGUUUCAGGAAGUCAGUCGAAACGUAGCCCAAGCAAUCCUAAUGCCAGCCGUACCAGUAGGACUACCUUCACACCUAGUAGACGAUGAUCUCCUGACCCAUGUUACAGUAACCCUAAUACCACUGUUACGAGGUCCAGCAGCACCAUCCUAUUGUGUACCACUACUAGCACGACUCUGCGUUUUCAGACACAAACUACUAAAACCACCCCUUAAAAUGUUGUUCAACCGGAUCGAAGUCUACAUUGAAACCACUCCUAAUUUGAAACAGACUAGGCUAGGCCAGGAGCUGGAACUUAUCAUGGUGGUGGAGAAGUUCAAAGAUGAUUUGAAGAAGAUUCAGAAGAUGGAGAAGGAAAUGGUCGAGCUGGAAGGGAACCUAGAUGAACAGGAAAAGCUUAACAGUAAGAGGUUUGGGUUUUUUAAGCUUGGGUUUGGUUAAAAAAUUUAGCGGUUUUUGGCCAUUUUUUUGGAAAAAAUGAGGUUUUAAGUCAUUGUUUGAUAAAAAUGUAAAAGUAGAAGGUAUAUAAAGUAUAGUGCAGUAAGUUACCGAUGAGUUGAAACAUUAAAAAUUCAUUUUUGAAUGGAGUUUUAACUAAAAAAGGUCGCAAAAAGCAAUUCGAUCAGGAUGAGAUUCGAACUCACGCGGGGAAACCCCAAUGGAUUAGCAGUCCAUCGCCUUAACCACUCGGCCACCUGAUCACGGCGGCUCGGGACGCUAAAAAUGGAUUGGAAAGGGGCGGGAUUAGGCUAGCUAGAAUGAAAUUGGGGGUGGAUUUGAGUUUUUUCUAAAUAAUAUUUUUUUGGAAUUUUCUUAUUAUUUUUGAACUUUAGAAAAUUUUUUUGAGUUUUCAAAAUUUUUCGAUUUUUAAAAAUAUUUUUAAAUUACAUUUUAGGCCUCCGAGAGACAGUUCAACAGAUCCUGGAGAAACAUUUGAAUUUUCAAAUACCAAGUAAUGUGUCACCGCCGAAUAUGUACGAAGUACCGACUCUAAUUGCCCUCAGGGCAUUGGCCAUGGAGUAUCUGGAGAAAUCGAGGUUUGGGUAAGUGGAAAAUUUGCUCGGGGACAGGGCACAUAAUUUUUUGAACAACGUAAUAAGCGAUUUCUUGGUUUUGAAAUGAAAAUUUUUUAAACGAAAAAUUUUUUUGAGUUUUAAAAUUGAAAAAAUUUUAAUUUCGAAGCAAGAUUUUAUAAAUUUUCGAAAGUUAAUACAGUCAUUUUUACAGCAAUUUUAGUUUCAUCAACGAACAGUUUCUAAUGGCCAUUCACAUCAUCGAAGAAACGAAAAAACAGCCUCAGGCAGCGAUGCAAAGGAUACGAGAAGAAGAGCGAAAAGUCUUCAAAUACUACUCGGUUUUCUUGGAAAAAUCGCUUCAAAUCCAGAUUUCAAAGGUUAAAGCUGGAGAGACUGUGUAAGUGGCAAAGUGUGGGUGUUAAUAUUGGGAACUUUUUGAGUUUUUUUCGUUUUUUUUUACAGUAUUAGGUAACAAUUUUAAGUUUUUUAGGGGUUAUUUAGGUCUUUUUUUAUUUUGGGUAACAAAUACAUUAUUUUUUGGAUUCAAGAAUUCAUUUAUUGAUUUUUUAAAUUUUUAGGUAUUAAUUCUUAGUUUUUUUUGAAAAGUGGCAAGAACUUUCUUUAAAAACCAUAUAAUGGCAAGAACUUUCUUUACAUAACAUAAAAUGGCAAAAACUUUCUUUACAAAACAUAGAAUGGCAAGAACUUUCUUUACAUAACAGAAAAUGAAAGGUGUUGUAUAACUUGUCAUCCGCAGGCUGCAGAACAUUUAAUUCAUUCAUUUUUUGUUUAAAUUUUGAGUUUUAGGUAACAAUUCAAUGUUUUUUUUAUUUUAGGUUGUAUUUAAGCCACUUUUUAAAAUUUAGGCAACAAUUUUGCUGUUUUUUUUUAGUUUUAAGUAUUAAAAUGGCACUUUUUUCAUUUUUUAGAUAACACCUUAGCUUAUUUUUAUUUAGAUAUCAUUUGAGUGAAUUUUUUGAAUUUUGGGUAAUAGUUUUUAUCUUUAAGCCAUUUUUACUAAUCUUAUCAUCAAUUUCCAGGUGGAACGUAGUAGACGUCUUGGACUCGGCCAAUCUUCUCUUAGUCACAGCCAGAGCUCUAAGAUAUGCCAAUGCGAAACAAGGCACUCAACUGGUCGAAAGGUUCAUCCGCACCGGUCGCGUAAUGCUCGACGCGAAAGCAGCGACCACUUGCGAGAUCUCGAAAUGGAUGAAUUAUAUUACCAUAGCCUUGUCCGAGGUCCCCAUCGAGCAUUGGACCCCGGCGCUGGACAAACUGGUACAGGAAAUGAGCCGAGACGCACAGAAUUUCGAUGCAGAUGACAUCAAAUGCAUGACUUGA